AACAAAGUAACAGUGGACUAUACAGAAUUUUAUUUUUUGGAUAACUGGACUAUCCAGAAUUUAAGAAAAGAAGUGGGGAGCAAAUUGCUAUAUUGACAUUGUCUGGGAUUACAAAUCUGCAAUAGUGUGCCACAGAAGCUUUCAAAGUUGCUUAUAAAUUUUCAACUUCCCUCGAAACCCCCAAAUUCAAAACCUUCCCUCAUUCUUCCUAUUCCGUUCCCAGAAGCAAAAUUUCAUGGCAUUCCCGUAAAUUCGAAGACAAUCAAUGGCAGAUUCGCAGUCGGAUUCAAACGCCUUCAGUGUUCGGAUCGUCUCCAUCGAUCACUACAUGGCUCCGCCGACCCAUGGCCUUGAUAUCUCUUACAGUACCUUCCAAGGUGGGAAAGUGAGUGAGGUUCCUGUUAUAAGAAUAUAUGGUUCUACACCAGCUGGUCAGAAGACUUGCUUGCACGUCCAUGGGGUUUUACCCUAUUUAUAUGUGCCUUGUGCGGAUAUAUCGCUUCAACCACACGAGGAAGGUGAUGCAUACACACAUGCUGUAUCUCUUGCUCUUGAGAAAGCUUUGAAGGAUGGGCCAUGUGCAUUUAUCAAAGAUGAAGUUUUGUCAUCCAGUACCAGACACUUUCUCACCAAGGAAAUCUGAUCAUAUUAGUCAGCAUAUGGAUGAGUUGACUUGCAUGCCAAUUGAUUUCCAGGGUCACUGAUGAGGACAGGGAAGAAUCUCUUAAAGAGAAAGAGCUUGUCAUUGGAUAGUAUGCAUAUAAGGCCAAGAGGGAGGAUGAAAAUUGAGUGGGGGUUUCAUUACACACACAAAAAAAUUUGUCAAGUGGACUAGUAGAAAAGUUUUUUUUUUGGUAAACGCAGAAAAGUUAGUUAAUAUGGUCUUUAAUGUCAAUACAUUAUCUGUCAAGAUUAAGGCACUAAAAAUUGUAGAUAGAGAUAGAAUUUGACUCAUUCUUAUUAUUGCUGGAUUGAGAUUUUCAUAAUUAAUAGCUUAUGAUGUUUCUCAA
Molecule: messenger RNA, 1010 nt
Organism: Quercus robur (English oak)
Lineage: Eukaryota; Viridiplantae; Streptophyta; Magnoliopsida; Fagales; Fagaceae
Product: DNA polymerase zeta catalytic subunit-like
Exons: 6
Coding region: 266-643 (125 amino acids)
Biological process (GO): double-strand break repair via homologous recombination; error-prone translesion synthesis
Cellular component (GO): zeta DNA polymerase complex; nucleus
Molecular function (GO): DNA-directed DNA polymerase activity
Source: RefSeq, a predicted model, not a curated record